AAUUAACUUUACAUCAGUCUACUGAUGAACUACACAUCCAAACCACAAACUCUAUAUAUUUCUUCAAUUGGUGGUAAGAUAUCUCUGCCAUCAGCUGUAAUGACAUGAUUCUGCUACGAGUCACAAAAGUGAUCAGAAUCAGAAACUACAAGUCACAUCUUUUUUGGCUGUGUCUAAUUCCAUCUUUCAAAUAGUGGCAUGUUAAUAAAAUCAUGUUAAAUAAUGCCCUGUUUUGUUCUACCUCAAUUACAUGACACUUAUCUAGAUAAAUCAAUGUAACUACUAAUCACAAUAGAAAUUAAAGUUCUGAAUUGAAAUUUCACAAUACCAGCAUCAUAAGUCAGUGGUGUUUUUUCGGUUCAAGAUCAUCUGUCAUCGCAUCAAGGACUUCCCAAAAGCACAAGAGUGUUCUUAGAUAAAAAGGUUAGGUUUUUAGUAACAGAAGUCAAUUAAUUUUUCUUCCUCCUAAAAUAAGUCAGAUAUACAAACACAUUGAUAAAAACAUAUAAACAUGUAUCAGUUUACACUUUACAUUAAACUGUUAAAUAGUAGUAGAAUGAAUAGUUAUGCAAGGACAGAAGUGGGACACUACAUUAUAUAUUUUAUAACCUUAUUUGUGUGUAAAUGUAUCGCUAUAAUGAUUUAACCACAGGUUUACCCUUUAUCCUUGAAACAGUGCGGUUGCGGGGGGGUGGGCAUAAUACGUGGAUUUAAGAAAUUUCCAUUCCUUAUCCUAGGCAUGCCAACGUGCAGGGAAAAAUGGGCUUUAAUAGUUUAACCCUUACUGUUGCUCAAGAGGUAACUGGUUAUUCGAGUACAAUGCUAAUAUGUUGAAAGACGGGAGAUUAUUCUUGUGAUUAAUCGCGUGUUUCAACGCAACCUGAUUACAUUGUGAUUGUCGAAGAAGAGCCCCACGCACAAAUAAUGCAAACAAGUGUAUAGCAAAUUAACUUGGCUACUAUUCAGCGAACGAUGCUCACAUUUUCAAACAUCAACCAGAAAAGUCGUUUGUCGUUAUUCUGUAUUAACUCUUUUCCCAAAUGAUUAAUUUCAAACAGUCUAACAGUGAAACGAAAUGUACCCGUUAUUUCCAGCUUCAUUUUCUAAUCGGUGGUACAAUACAAGGGACUUAUAUCAGUGGCACACACUUACGGUUUGCUUUUUUUCUUCCUCUUCUUCUUCAUCAAAAGAUUUGCCCAAGUCAAACAUUACGCCUUUCCCUUGACGUUAUUCAAGGAAAUUCCCUGCUGCGACAGGCCUAUAAGUAACGUGGGUCGCAGAAAUGAGGUCCAUGUCUUUCUGCAAUCGGGAUAAUUAGAUGAAAGCAUGCUGUCAUACGCCAACUUUCGCAUCACCUCGUGGUUGGUGCUGGUCGCCGUCUCUUCACACCUCUGUCGAUCCGGCUUCGGAAACCCGCUGCGGCACAGCGACGACUGUCUAACCUAUUCAACGGCGUUGCUGCGGAAUAUAACUGCUGCGGUCGAGGAGUUGGGAUUUUACUGCUCCAAACUGAGUGUGGAGAUGAACAAUCGGAACCUCUCCGUUUGCGAACCAAAAAAUUCAUCAUGCGCAAACCGUCAAACAAGCGGGUUUAACGAGGUACGUGUCCGGAUGCGUUACGCGUUUUUGAGGAAUUAUGUGCAGUGGAGUCUAUGUCUGUUGUUAAGCUUGGUGCCUCACCUCUUACAUUCGUGUUCUCAGGACGCCUGCUUCAGGGCCAUAAGGGAGGAUCUGCAGUAUUAUAAAAACAUGCUGCCGAAGAUUCAGAAUGAUCGCUUGAGAGCCACGUUGAUGGGAGCCAUAGAGGACCUAGUUAAGAACUGUGCCUUUCCUCAUGUCCUAGAGAACCCUGCUUCAUCAAAGGCUGCCCAGGCACCCUCUUUUGAAGACCGUGUGCACCUAUGUAAAGUGCUGCGAGGCUUCCACGUGCGGGCCAUCACGCUCAACCGCGUCAUCAGCUACGUCGCUGCUGGAGACCACCUAAAAUGACCUGCAUCCCCACCCUCUUCAGCAGAUGGCUUUUACACCAUUUAUGUCCAUGUGUGCAACCUACACUAACUCCAGUAAUUACACCUGAUCAGAUCUUCCUUUUACAGAAUGUCAUUUAUAAAACCAGCUGACGUGUUUCUCUAAAACCACAAAUAAGCUAGCAAAAAUUGAACAUUUUGAAAGUUGUCAUGAUAGUUAACUUUCUUUGCAGAAAAGUUUAUUUAUUUAUUUAUUGCACAAAUUAUGAUCUUUAGGAAAUUGCUAAUAUACAAGCGGCAGGGAUAUGAUGACCAUGUAUUUAUUUAUUUAUUAUUCAGACGGUUCUAUCGCUAUGACUUCCUAGGACUUGAAAUUCUGCAAGUUAACCCCCCUUUCUAGAACAUUCUCAGGGCAGCUAUUUAAUGUGACAAACAUCCCACAAAUGUGAGAGGGUGACUUUUCUGGUCAAGCAUCACGCAUCAUUUGUUAAAGGUGUGUGAAUUUGAAUAUUAAAAGUACAAGAAAAUUAAACCAAGAAACUGUCCUGUGCUCAUUAACAGAAUUUAGAAAGAAGCAUUCCAUCUUAAGUAUGUUUUAAGAGCAAAGAAAAUGCAGGAGUUCAUAAACCAUAAUGCAGUUAGUCAACAACACCCAUCCAUCUUCUAAAACCGUUUGACCUAUUCAGGCUCAAGGGGGGUCUGGAGCCUAUCCUGGAAGCUAUAGGCACAAGGCAAUGAACAACCCAGGAUGGGGUGCCAACGCAUCACAGGGCACAGACAUAAGCACCACUCACACAGGGGAGAACAUGCAAACUGGCUCCAUGCAACACAUGGAGCCACGGCACAGGUUUGAACCCUGGUCCCAGAGGUGUGACUCCAAACAACUGAUUUUUGAUGAUGUUGCCUCAGGUUUACAUUUGAACAUCCUUUCCAUGAUUAAGAGUUUCUGGCACAAAAAGUGUGGGGAAAAAAUGUAGUUUCUGAAAACCCAGGGAUGGGAAACAUGUGCAUGUACAUUGAGCAAAAUAUAUGAAAAUACAUACAUUCAUAUUAGCGAUUAACAAGUCAUCCCCACCUCUGCAAAUAUACACAAACCAAGAAGUCAUGCUCAGACAGCAGCAGGUUUAGAAACACCAAUAUGUCAACCUAGUACUGCUAACAAAAGGGCUGAACUGGUUUUUACCAACUAUGUAAUCGACCGAGAAUAUGGACACAAGAGGAGAGUAAGGCAGGCAGAAUGACCCCAAGUAGCAGCUAGACAUCAUUUGCUAAACCAGGGGUGUCAAACUGCAGUCCUGGGAGCCCGGAGCCCUGUGUAGCUUAGCUCUUUCCCUGUUCCACCACAAAUGAAAUCAGCUCAAGAGAUGUGUGGUAAUUAGCACAAGUAGUUGAAUCAGACGUGUUAAAUGAGGGGAAACCAAAAAAUGUGCAGGGCUCUGGCCCUCCAGGACUGGAGUCUGACACCCCUGUGCUAAACUUAAGCUGUGUAAAUGAUGUGCUUUCCUAUUAUUGUGCAAAGCAAGUAAUGGACUAAUAGGAGACUGGUCCCACAGUCUCAGAAAGAUGAAUCAAUCUAAUACAAUAUUGACAGUAUUUGGAUGAAACAGGGAAUUUUCCAUCAAGCUGUAAAAAAGUGACCAGGACAAAGGACUUCAGUGCCCGAGACAGCAGAAAAAGCAAACAAAGAAUUGUGAAAUUUUUUUUAAACAUCUUUGGCUGUGAAAUAAGGUAGGAUAUUUCAUAAAGGACAGACUUAAGGACCAGUGUCUGGCAU
Messenger RNA from Paramormyrops kingsleyae, 3741 nucleotides. The record is from RefSeq and is a predicted model, not a curated record. NCBI's taxonomy places the organism in Eukaryota, Metazoa, Chordata, Actinopteri, Osteoglossiformes, Mormyridae.